Bactrocera neohumeralis is the source of this 5345-nucleotide messenger RNA. RefSeq lists its product as uncharacterized. The record is from RefSeq and is a predicted model, not a curated record. The coding region runs from base 55 to 1020 and encodes 321 amino acids. The transcript has a single exon. Lineage: Eukaryota; Metazoa; Arthropoda; Insecta; Diptera; Tephritidae.
UCGGUGUUAAUCAAUUUUAAGUGAACCAAGAAAAAAAAAAAGUAAAGAAGAAACAUGGCGACGGAAUCAACCAUUCAUUUAACGGGAUCGGAAUUAAUAAAAGAAGCAUCCAGAAUAAAGGAGUUUACGGGCAAAGACUACGACUUAUCAUCUUUUAUAAGGGAAGUAGAACUAAUUCUCCCCCUUUUCAACAACAACAUACCAAUGCAGCGCUUUAUAUUUGAAAGGUACGUUAAAAAUAAAAUACAAGGACCAGCCCUAGCAGUAAUAAGGACAUUGGGACAAGAAGCCACAUGGCCAGACAUUAAAGAAGAACUAAUCAAAAACUUCGGCAUCAAGGAAACGUAUCACAACCUGUAUCACCAAGCAGUCAACUUGAGGAAUUACAAUGUAAGCAAUUAUUUUUAUAAUCUGAAAAACAUUUUAGACAAAUUAAAUACUAAAUACGAACAAGAUAAUAAUAAACCUCCAGAAUUUAAGCCUUCAAUAAAUGAGUCACUAAUUCUAAAAACAUUUUUAAAUGGUAUUGAGCCAAAUCUAGCAAGUAUUAUAUACAGUAGAAACAUAACGUGUCUUAGAAGUGCAUAUUAUUUAUUAGAAGAAACAGGCAUGGUAAAAAGAUACGACAGUAGGCCGAAUAUACAGAACAGGUUUAUACCAAACAAUAGACAACAGUCACAAUACUUACCACAACAUAGAGUUCCCCAAAACAAUAACUUACAAACAUUUACGGAUAACAACAACCAUAACUUCGGACAGUUACGUAAUAACCCAUAUAAUAACUCUGGACAGUUACGUCAAAACAGUAAUAACCCAUAUAAUAACUCUGGACAGCUACGUCAAAAUAAUAAUAGUCCAAAUAAUAACUCAGGGUCAUUUCGUCAACAAUUUCCAAAUUCGCAACGAACUAGGCAAAGCCAAAAUAAUAAAGUAACACAAAUGGAAGUAGACCACAUUGAAACUAAUGAUGGUGAAGAGGUAAAUUUUCAAUAUCAGGCCGAGAAUAUAGUUUACCGAUAAUCACAAUAACAAUACAUAACACAAGAAUUAGGUGCUUACUUGACACGGGAUCCACCACUUCUUUACUCAAUAAAAAUUUUUUACCCCAAUAUCAACGCAAACGACUAAUACAACCAUUAACUUUUAACACUAUUAACGGAAUUUUUAGUAUUAAUGAGGAAAUCAUAACUCCUCUGCCAAUCGAAUUUAAUGAAAAAAAUUUUAUGUGUUGGAAGUUGACUACUUUUAAGAAUAAAAAGUUUGAUGCUAUAAUAGGUCAAAAUAUUUUAAAGCCACUCUCAGCAAUUAUUAAUCUACAUGAAGAGUACGUCGAAAUAAAUAACAUUAAAACUAAAUUCAUUGAAAGUUGUCCAUUUCAAUAUAACGAAAUACAAACGUUCAAUAUUUCACCACCCAAUGAAGAAGUGUUAGAAAAAUUAACCAGGGAAGAUAUGAAUACAGAGGAAAAAUCCUUGUUGGAAAAACUGAUAAAUCAAAACUCAGAUUUAUUUUUUGAAGAAGGGCAUUCGCUAACUCAUACUCAUGAAAUACAACAUGAGAUAGUAACCACAACAGACAGACCAAUAUAUUCUAAAAUAUAUAGAUAUCCCCAAAUCCAUGAAGAGGAAAUUAAUAAGCAAAUGAGAGAUAUGCUAAGCCAGGGUAUCAUUAGAGAAAGUUCAUCUCCAUACAAUUCUCCUUUAUGGAUCGUUCCAAAAAAAAUGGACAAUUCCGGAAAGAAAAAAUGGAGAAUUGUAAUUGAUUACAGAGCCCUAAAUGAAAUAAGUGUCAGUGACAAAUUCCCAAUACCAAACAUAGAAAAUAUGUUGGAAAAAUUAGGCCGUGCACAGUACUUUACAACAAUUGAUCUUGCAAAGGGUUUUCACCAAAUUCUUAUUAAAGAAGAGGACAGAAAAAAAACAGCUUUUUCCACACCCCUAGGACACUACGAAUUCGUCCGAAUGCCUUUUGGACUCAAAAACGCCCCCUCCACAUUUCAGAGGCUCAUGAAUUCUGUAUUAAGGGACUACAUAAAUAAAACGUGUGUUGUUUAUUUAGACGACAUCCUAAUAUUUAGUAGCACAAUACAAGAACACGAACAAAAUAUCCAGAAAAUUUUCAAUGCACUACGAAAACACAAUUUAAAAAUUCAAAUCGACAAAUGUAAUUUCUUUGCUAAAUCCACAGAAUAUUUAGGACAUAUUCUAACCACUGAUGGGAUCAAGCCCAACCCAAACAAAAUAGCAGUAAUCCAAAAUAUAAAGUUACCCGAAACCUCUAAACAAAUUAAGUCCUUUCUUGGUGUCACCGGAUACUACAGAAAAUUCAUAAAAGAUUAUGCGAAAAUUGCACAUGGAAUGACAAAGUAUUUAAAAAAGGAUAUUAAGUUAAGAAAAAAUGAUCCACAAUAUAUCGAUGCUUUCUAUAAGUUAAAACGACUUCUAAUUGACACACCAAUUCUUCGUUACCCCGAUUUUAAGAAAAAAUUUAAAUUGUGUACAGAUGCAAGUGAAGUUGCAAUUGGCGCAGUUUUAACGCAAGAAAAUCAUCCAAUAUGCUAUGCUAGUAGAACACUAAAUGAACAUGAAAAAAAAUAUUCCACCACAGAAAAAGAGCUCUUGGCUAUCGUAUGGGGCAUUAAUUAUUUCAGACCAUAUGUAUAUGGCAGAAGUUUUGACCUUAUGACUGACCAUCAGCCACUUAAAUGGUUGCAAACAAAAUAUAGAGGGAAAGAUAUAAACCCCAGGUUGCAACGCUGGCUGCUUAAACUAGGUGAAUAUGAUAUUAACAUUGGUUAUAUUAAAGGAAAGGAAAAUACAUUAGCUGACUUUCUUAGUCGAUUAAACGCCGAUACCGGAGAAAUUUUAACAAUAGAAUCUGAAAAUCCAGAAAUCAUUGGCACAAGAGAAAACGAAGUAGACAACAUGAGUACAUGUGCAACUAUACAUUCUCAACAAGAAGAAAAUAAUGACCACUUUGUUAUAUUAUACACAGUUGUCAACCGUUUUCAUACACAAAUUAUCUUAACGGAAAGUAAAACCAAAGAAAUCGAAAUAAUUGGAAAUAAACGAAAAAUAUAUAUAAGUUUAGACGACAUAAAAAGUGGAUUUAUGAGCGAUAUUUUUAGAAGAUUUAUUAAAACAGGAAAAGUAGGCAUAUACUCAGGUAUCUCGGACAGCGAUUAUAAUAUUGUUCAAUUAAAACUAAUAGAAAUGUUCAAUAAUACCAUAAAAUUUUACAGAUGCACAUAUCAUGCGAAAGACAUGAGAAAUGAAGAAGAAACAUUUAGGUAUAUUAAAAAGUAUCACAAAGAAGAGACAGGGCAUGGCGGGAUUAAUGAAAAUUAUCAAGGACUAAAAAAUUUAAUUUACUAUAAAAAUCUAAAACAACUUAUCCAAAAAUACAUUAAUAAUUGCGAUAUUUGUUGUAGAGCCAAAUACGAUAGACGACCAAUUAAACCAAAAUACUUUUUAACAGAAACCGCUACAGAUACAAAUGAAAUAAUUCAUAUGGACACAUAUGUCAUAAAAAAGCACAGUUUCUUGACGUUCAUAGAUAAAUUUUCUAAACAAGCUACUGCAAUUUAUUUAGAAGACAGAACCAGCAUAACUAUAAUAGAAAAAAUUCGUUUAUAUUUUUCCUUAAAACCAAAGCCAAAACGCAUAAUUGCCGAUAAUGAAUUUAACUCAACUAAUGUAAAAGAUUUCCUGAGAAGAGAAGAAAUAGAAAUUCAUUUUACAAAACCUAAUUCUCACACUGGCAAUGCUGACAUCGAAAGAUUUCAUAAUACUUUAGGCGAAAGGUUUAGAAUAAUAGAAAUAGAAACACCGGAAUUAUCAGUUCAGGAAAAAGUAUAUAAAUGCACCGAAUGGUAUAACAAAUCCAUACAUUCAACCACAGGGAAAAAGCCAAUAGAUAUUGCAAACGGUAAUUAUGAUAAAAAUGAAAUAUUUGAACGACUUAAAGCAGUAAAAGAAAAACAAAUCGAAAAGCUUAACACUAGAAGAGAAAAUUACCAACACACCGACAGGGAGGGAUAUGUAAAAAACUAUAAAGCUGUUAGACACAAACAGGAACCCAGAUACAAAAAAAUGGCAAUCGACAACAUCCACACAACAAAUAUUAAAAGAACUACCAAAUUUUCAGGUAAAAUCAAUACUGACGAUUACAACACUAAUGACAUUUCUGACAUUGAGCAACGCAACUCUAAUGGUGGAGAACAUUGAUGGUACAAACGGUUUUACUGAAAUUUCUCUUGAAGACGCAAAGAUAACAGUCAAUUACAGCACAAUACUACAUAUUAUCAACCCGUUAGAAAUUAUUAAAGUUACUGAAACUCUUGAACACAAUAUCGGACAAAUCACAGAUGAUGAGGAAAAACAUUUUUUGAUACAAGAAUUAAACAAGGUUAAAUCGAAAUUAAUAACUAUUAACCCACAUAGACAACGAAGAGGAUUAAUUAAUAUCAUAGGAUCAGGUAUGAAAUGGCUAUAUGGUACAAUGGACGAUAACGACAGAGAAGAAAUAGAACGACAUCUUCAAACAAUUGACGAGAAUAACCAUGCACUAAUAGAAAAUUCAAAUCAAAAUAUAGAAAUAAAUAAUGUAUUUAAUAUAACAAUGGCAAAACUUAAAGAAGCUAUAGAUGAAGAUAGGGAAAAAUUCACAAGAAAAAUUAAUGAAAUCGCUACAGUUGAUCAACAAUUAGAAAGAAAAAUAAUGUAUCUUGAUAUUCUCUUAAAAAUUAAAAUUUUAUUAGACAAUGUUGAGCAUAUACAAAACAACCUUAUGUCUGCAAAAAUGAAUAUAAUGAAUAACAAUAUAUUAACUGGAGAAGAAAUAGUUCGUUACAAUAUAGAUUUAUAUAAAAUGCAAAAUGUUAAAGUUAGCACAGCACAAUAUAAAAAUAAUGAAAUAAUUUUUGUUAUACAAAUACCAAACGAAAUAAUUAAAGUAAAAAGAUCUUUAUUUAUACCAAUACCAAAUUACCAACAUGAAGAGCUUUUGUUUGAAACCCAAGAAGUCAUAAAAAUUAAUGGAACUAUGUAUGAUUAUAACAAUGAAUCUUUAUUAAAAAAUAUAAAAAUAUCACAAUUAUGUAUAUUCACCAAAACUUGUUUAAGAAUAAAAAAUUAUAAGUUAGAAACUAAAGAAAUACGACCAGGCUUGUUAAUUUUGAAAAACCAUGUCAACUCAGUAAUUAAUAAUACAUGUAAUGAAAGACAAUUAACAUUAAAAGGUAAUGCUUUAAUCACGUUCAAUAAUUGUAAAAUAGAAAUAAAUGGAAUAAUCUUUUACAACUAUAAUAACGAAUUCCAUGAAAGUUUCACAAUGCCUGGCACGUU